AAGCCAAAUCUUUCACGUCUGGUGGGGGUUUCUAAACCGAGAAUUUGGCGGCGAAUCGAGAAUGACGCUUUCCUGACUCAGAAAGUAGAAGCUAAUCUCCAUUCGGGUUUACUGCUUGACAAGCAUCACAGCGCGCGGCUGAAAGUACGUCUCACGAAACACAACGAGGCCACAUCUCGUCCUCCUCUAAAGAACGACCUGACCGCGAUUCCUCAUCUUUCUGGAACAUCCACUGCAAAUGUCAUGACUCGAGAUACUCAUAGAGUUCAUGAUGACCGAACCGUUGCCAGUGAUGCCGAUGCGUAUGCAGCCUUAUGGGCGACUGCGCAAUUCCCACGACUACCAGAUGAUGCUCCACACGAGCUGAAGAAGAUUACGAUUGAUAUUGAUGAUCCGAGACGAGUAUAUGCCAUCCAUCGCGCAGCCCGAAGACACCAAUUUCAGAUUCUGGUUGAGAGGUAUGUUCAUCAAAUUAGGUAUGGCUGUCAAUCGACAAUCUGCCAAACAUCAACCUGCUUCUCUUGCCGAAAACGCCUUGCCGCCGGCGCUCCCGUCCGAAGAUACAAUUCUACGAGUGCCCGAACUUUGGCUGUAUAUCUUGCCAGCCAGGACAAUCCAGAGCAAGGCUUAUGCCAUCAUAAAAGUGCCGAAGAGCCGCCUACUGGGGGAGACAAGCCACCGAAGUCAAAGCCAUUAUCGGAAGAUGUGACAAGGGAUUCCUCACCACUGCCAGGAUUGAGUAGGAGAACAUCAAGUCGUGAUGCUCGGAUACAUGUAUCCGUUGGCAGCAGCAGUAGCAGCAGCAACAUUGAUGAAAGCUCAAUUCGAGACAAGACGAAGCGGCAGAAAUUAUAUGAAGAUGUGCUUAGACGAGCGAAUGGGCCAGAUUUGACCAUAUUAGAGGAACCAACCACAUUGGAUCAUAAAUCUUUCAUUCAGAAUGUUUUUGGAACCGUCGCUUUUAAAAUGGUCGAAUGGCUUACACCUCGAAAUUUGGAGCUGCUUGUAAGGUCGCAAGAACCCCCAGGAUCGUCAGAGGAGAUCCCAGCCGCAUCUUCUUCACCACGGCCGAAACAAUCUGAAGGUGCUACUAGUCCCCGUAAGAAUGACGAUAGCGAUGGAAGUUCGCCAAAAUUGGAACGGAAGAAUAGUGACAAGUCCAAUCAUCCGAGAUCGAAUAGUCGUUCAUCUGGUCCCAAUGACUUGUCACAGCUCCCACCAUCUGCCAAACCACUUCCAAAGGCUGACACAGAACCAAAGUCCAACCUCUUCGGAACGAAGCCUUCAACGGAAUCUAUUCCGCGAGGAAGCCUGGAUUCAAGUCGACAUAGAAGAUCUUAUGAGUUGCCUGGAGCGCGAGGAAUCCUCAACAAAACCUCGAGACUAUCAGACGUUGCACCGGAUGUGACGCCGUUUCCACCUCAAGGAUUUAUACCCACUCCAAAGCAAAGAUUGUCAAGGCAAUUAAUCACAAGUCCGAAAGUGCAGAUAGCUGAAUUGCCACCUACUUUGCAUGAAAUACCUUUGCCAGCCGGCAGUGUGACAGAGCCCUCGGACUCCACUGAGCACACUCAAGAAGAUACGAUAAGCGAAGACCAACAGAAAGACAGUACGAAACUCUCAGUAACCGAACCUGACAAUAUGUCGUCUCCAAAGAUCAGAUCACGGGUGAUAUCAAUGCCGCAGUCGUUAUCGCGUCUGUCUAUUGAGACCAUAGAGUUUUUGUGCCGAAUAAUGGAGAUGGAAGGACUUUCGGAACGGCACCUCCUUUCUCCUCUCACUAUCCCACACAGACUUACAUCUAACUCUCUUCGUCGUUCCUAUAAAUUAGGAUUACAGACCAUCGAAGAAAUCAUACACAGUGUCGAGCAAUGGCAAUCAUUCAUUAAUCAAGUCUUAUUCGACGUCCUCAGUAAGCCGGAUUCUUUGAUCAAAUCUUUCAGCGACGAUAACGCUGUCCUUUUGGAUACGCAGACAAUUUGGUAUAUGAUGCUCAAAUUGACAAGAGUAGCUCCGUCUAUGGUCCUUGAUAGCCUGUGGAACGCAGCCGGGACAUUGUUUCGACCGCCAGAGACACUUGAGGAAGCUUAUGACUGGCAGCAGGAUGCGGAGCAUCAGCAAUUGCCCGCACAGCAAUCUGUUUCAAAUCACGAUGCAGCUCAAGUCAUAAACAUCUGCCUCCACGCUUUGGUAGCAAUACUCCCGCUUGUCAUCGAUGCGCGUCAGCUUGCCAAUAUGUCACGUAUUCGGUCAUAUGGUCUGGCUAUGCUUGGAAGAGAGUCUGCGUUUCUUGAACCUCUAACGCUGUGCCUUCAAUAUGAAGAUGCUUUUACCAAUGAACUUGCUGUUAGACUCGCUAGACGGAUAUUUUCAGUUAUACCGAUUCGACGACGUUUCACAGAGCUGCUUGAACUCCAGAAAGGCAGUCGCAGUGAAUACAAGCGGGACUUGGAUGUACUGGAAACAGUUUUGGGAACUCUGAAAUACUUGGAUUCGGGCUCGUCGCCAACAAUCAAUUUCACGGAUCAAGAACGAGACAUACACGAAAAGCGUGUCCCGACCUUACUUCUUGACUGGGCUAGAACAGUCAUGUUGCAAGACUGGCAGGGUUCCGCAGAAGUACCAAGUGAUGGGCCAUUUGGGGGCGCGCUAGCAAUGAUGGCUGCGAUCUACAAGAAUCGAAAGUCAUUGCUUUUGGGCGAUAUCCAUUUUCGCACAGAGUACUUUGCGGAGCGGCUGGACCCUAUUGACAUGCCCCUCGAAUGGCUCGAAUUCUGCCCGAACAAGCGAACUGUUCACUUGCUUGAUUAUCCAUAUUUAUUCAACCCCUCAACCCUGGUUACGUACUUCCGAGCAAUCAAUUAUUCGCGCAUGAAUCAAUUCUAUGAAGAGGCCAAAGCUACCAAUGGUCUGAUGUACUCAACUGCGGCCGAAAAUGCCUUGAUGGUUGACAAGAAUCGUCGAGACAGAUUAUACGCACGAAUGCGUACGGCAACAUCAAGAUUCAUGGUUCUCGAGAUCCGUCGUACCAAUGUGCUUGUUGACACUUUCAACUCUAUCUGGAGGCGAGAAGAGCGAGAACUCAUGCGGCCCCUAAAGAUACGACUGGGUGAAGAAGGUGGCGAGGAAGGGCUAGACUCUGGUGGUGUUCAGCAAGAGUUCUUUCGACUUGCAAUUGCAGAGGCUCUUGAUCCCGAUUAUGGAACUUUUACGAUCGACGCAAGGACCAAGAUGACGUGGUUCCAACCUGGUUCUCCUGAACCAUUAUGGAAAUUUGAGCUUAUUGGAAUGAUUAUCUCGCUAGCUGUAUACAAUGGCCUCACCCUACCUGUCACAUUCCCGAAAGCAUUAUACCGGAAGCUUCUCGGAGAAAGCGUGGACGAAUUGCAUCACAUCGCUGACGGCUGGCCUGACUUAACCAACGGCUUGACACAGCUUCUGGAGUGGGAUGAAAAGGAGGGACUAGUGGAAGAUGUGUUUGCACGAACAUACGAAUUUAGCGUGGAACAAUUUGGAGAACCCGUGAGUCGCGAAAUGGGUAAGACCGAUCAUUGGCCACAGUUUUCUGAGUCAAGUGAGACAGCAGAGUCUGCUGAGGCUCCAAUGGUCACUCACGAGAAUCGCAACAGCUAUGUCAGCGACUACAUCCGGUGGCUCACGGAUAUAUCGGUACAACCGCAGUUCGAUGCUUUCAAACGAGGCUUCUUCACCUGCGUAGACCGCCGCUCAAUUACUCUUUUCGAUCCCGAUACCCUCCAAUCAGUCGUCGAAGGAAUCCAAGAAAUCGACAUCUCUGAAAUGCGUCGUACCACCCGCUACAUUGGCUGGGACGCUUCCCAUCACUCUGUCCGAGAUUUCUGGAGCAUAGUCAAGCGUUACGAUCUUGAACAGAAGCGCAAACUCCUCGAAUUUGUGACGGCUAGUGAUCGUGUGCCGGUGGGCGGGAUGCGGAAUCUGCAAUUCACUCUGCAGAGGAACGGAGUGGAUGAUGGUCAUUUACCUAGUAGUUACACAUGCUACGGUAUCUUGUUGCUGCCGGAGUAUUCAAGCAAGGAGGUGCUGAGGGAGAAGUUGGCGAUGGCGUUGGAGAAUUCCAAGGGAUUCGGAUUUGCAUAAGCUAAUGGAAUGGGGGUUCAAUUUCGGGCAAAAUGGCGGAUAUAGGUGGAAAGGCUAGGAUAAAGAAAAGAAGGAGUUGGUGGCCAUUGUCUAAUGUAGAUGAGUGAUGAAUGAAGAUACCAUCUCAUGCAUGUGGCUUAAAGUUUCGCUGGAACAGAAGUCUGGCUAGUCCUGAUUGAUUACCAAGACUUUCAUGUGAGAAGAAACUUUCCUUACUCAAAUAAUAGCUUAUAAUGUUAUUACUUGUUCAGCCUAAAUUCUGUUAUUCCGAUAUGAUCGGUAUUGCUACUUUAUCUGGUUAGUUUAUAGUUAGUCAAUAUCCACCUCCAGGUUCAGACGGGAUUAGCCACCCCGUCGUGCCUGUUACGAAUGUUGGUUAACCUGCAGUGGAACAUGUAGCAGGAUAGAACAUUGUUAUGUUAAAUAAAUUGAAGC
Molecule: messenger RNA, 4551 nt
Organism: Mollisia scopiformis
Lineage: Eukaryota; Fungi; Ascomycota; Leotiomycetes; Helotiales; Mollisiaceae
Exons: 3
Coding region: 244-4116 (1290 amino acids)
Molecular function (GO): ubiquitin-protein transferase activity
Source: RefSeq, a predicted model, not a curated record